This is a messenger RNA of Sitophilus oryzae (rice weevil), 3756 nucleotides long. RefSeq lists its product as uncharacterized. The coding region runs from base 1 to 3756 and encodes 1251 amino acids. Gene Ontology annotation, molecular function: DNA-directed DNA polymerase activity; nucleotide binding; DNA binding. Lineage: Eukaryota; Metazoa; Arthropoda; Insecta; Coleoptera; Curculionidae. The transcript has a single exon. The record is from RefSeq and is a predicted model, not a curated record. Gene Ontology annotation, biological process: DNA replication.
AUGGAAAAAUUUAUUGUAGUGAAAGAUUCCAUGAAAAAAGUUCCGCGUUUCGGUCUUACUGGCCGUAAAGUGGAAUUCAAAAUUAAACCGAUCCCGGAGGGCGAGGAUCCCAUGAAGUGGGUGAAGGGGGCUGUAGAAGACAUUUUGCAGAAAGGGACCGAGGGCGUAGCCCCAAAUGAUCAAGUGGGGCUCAGUUUUUGCUCCAAAGACUUUACACGCGGUGAUGGCUGGAUGAAUUUUAAAACGGCUAGUGAAGUAACUUUUGACGAUGCAUGGAAGACAAUAUCUUCCAUAUAUCAAUCUAACAGCACCGGACUAAACACCGAGACUUUCUGUCUCGGUGUUACAGCCGUGAAAAUGCCGGUUGGGCAAGGUCGUGGGGUCAAAUAUAACAGUUUCCACGAAGAGUGUGGGAUGCGGAAGGGGAUUGCCACCAUAAAUAAUAAAGAUAAUUUGUGCCUUCCUAGGGCCUUGGUUGUGGCUAUUGCGCACGCUGAUAAGGAUCCUAUUUACAAUAAGAUAAGAAAGGACACAGGAAAAAUCCAAACGGAGAAGGCCAGGGUUCUAGUGGAGGCUGCACGCGUUGUUAUACCGGUAGAGGGGGCAGGCAUCCCCGAAAUCCAGGCCUUCCAACAACAUCUGGUAGACUACCAAAUUAUAGUCUAUCAGUACGGAUCCAAGGGCAGGGAUCUGGUAUAUAAAGGCGAGGAGAAACCCAAGAAACUCCAUUUGCUGUAUCACGAAGGACAUUACAAUGUCAUAACAUCAUUGACGGCGGCGUUUUGUUGUGGUUAUUAUUGUGAAGAGUGUAAUAUUCCUUACAAUAGUAAAAAAGACCAUAGAUGUGGCGGUACAUGCGCGGGGUGUCAACAAUCUCCAGCAUGCCCUACAGACAAUAUGAAAAUCAAGUGCCCCGAGUGUUUGCGUUCGUUCAGAGGACCUCGAUGUUUCGAGAACCAUAAGAAGGUUGGAUCAUACGGCAAAGGUUCGGUAUGCGAAAGUGUUAGGAAAUGCCCGGCGUGCCUUAUAGUUGUAAAAGCAGACAGACCACAUACUUGUGGCGAGAAGUUCUGUACGAUUUGCAAGAAACAUCAGCCGCAGCCGCACCAUUGUUAUAUGCAGCAGGAUACAGGGUGUCCCAGUAUGAAGAACAUAUUGUUUAUUUUUUAUGAUUUGGAAACAAGACAGGAGAAGAAGCUGGAAGACGGUAGUUUACUUCAUGAACCUAACUUAUGCGUUAAUAGAAAGGUUUGCGACAGUUGUAUUGACAAGAACAAUAAUGUUGUGUGCCAAAAGUGUGGGGAAAGACAAAAAGUGAUUAAAGACAGCGCUAUACCGGUAUUAUUAAGGGAUAUUUUAGUACUUAGGAAACAGUUCAAGGAUGUGGUGGUGCUAGCACAUAACGGCGGAGGGUUUGACCAUCAAUUUAUCCUGGACUAUAUUCUCCAGCAAACAGAUCUAACACCUGAACUUAUCACCCGAGGUACCAAGUUAGUUCUCAUGUCUGUGGGCAACGUUAAAUUCCUCGACUCCCUUAAUUAUUUCCCCAUGGCCCUAUCCAAAUUACCUAAAGCAUUCGGAUUGACAGAGUUGAAGAAAGGAUAUUUUCCCCAUCUAUUUAACACCGUAGGACAUCAAAAGUAUGUUGGACCAAUGCCCUCUAUUGAAUAUUAUGAUCCCGACAAUAUGAAGGUUGAAGAUAGGGAAAAGUUCAUUAAAUGGUACGAGGAACGUGUAGCGGAGAACUACAUGUUCGAUUUUGAGAAAGAGUUUGUUGAAUAUUGUGUAUCUGAUGUCGACAUUCUCACGCAAGCCUGCCUCAAAUUCAGAAAACUCAUGAUAGACGAGGGGAACGUGUGUCCGUUUACAGAAGCCUCAACAUUACCCAGUGCUUGCAACAAGAUUUUCCGCCGCAAUUUCCUCCAGCCCGAAACUAUAGGUAUCAUUCCUAAAAACGGGUACAGGUUAUGCGAUAACCAAAGUAAGAUCGCGCUCCAGUGGUUAUUGUGGGAGGAGAAAGAAAGAGGAGUUGAAAUCAUACAUGCCGCAAAGCAGCAGGAAAGUAUUGUCGCGGGAUGUAAAGUAGAUGGGUUCUGUGAAAAAUCAAAACAAGUGUUUGAGUUUCACGGUUGUUAUUACCAUGGGUGCCCUAGAUGUUACAAGUACGAGCGCCAGGUACCGCUGAAAGACGACCCUACACAAACAUUGGAUUCCCGGUACGAAAAUACGGUUACUAAAACUCAACAUUUAAUAGACCAAGGGUACGAGGUGAUUGAAAUGUGGGAGUGCGAUUUCCGGCGCAAUAUGAACGAUGAAAUCAGACAAUAUACCGAAGACCAUCCUUUACUCGUAAACUUACCACUAAAUCCGCGCGACGCUUUUUACGGGGGCCGUACGGAAAAUAUGAAAACCUAUUACAAGUGCCGGGACGGAGAACAAAUCAAAUACGUCGACGUUUGUUCGCUUUACCCGUGGGUGAACAAGUACGGAAAGUACCCCGUAGGACAUCCGGAAGUUAUCGUCGGUAAUGAAAAGUGUAGUAAACUUAAUCUGCUUGAAACAGACGGACUGAUUAAAUGCAGAAUUCUUCCACCUCAGCAGCUGAUCCAUCCCGUAUUGCCGGUAAAACUGAACGAUAAACUCAUGUUCGUGUUGUGUUACACGUGCGGUAAAACAGGGGCCAGAGAGUGUAGUCAUAGCGAUGAAGAAAGGGCAAUUAACGGAACAUGGGUUAUUGACGAAGUGGUGAAGUCGGUUGAGAAAGGGUACCUUAUACUAGAUAUUCAGGAAAUCUGGAAAUAUAAAGUCACACAAUAUAAUCCGGAGACAAAAGAAGGGGGUUUAUUCAAUGGAUACAUCAGCAAAUUUCUAAAAAUAAAACAAGAAUCGUCAGGCUGGCCCUCAUAUUGUACAACACCACAAUCCAAAGACCAAUACGUACGUGAAUAUUUGGCAAGGGAAGGUGUUACGCUAGAUCCCCAAAAGGUGGCUGUAAACCCGGGCCUCAGGCAGCUUGGAAAAGCUGUUAUCACAUCGUUUUGGGGCAAGUUAGGACAGAGGGAAAAUCAGGGAAAGACGUCUAUUGUGAAUAGGCCAGAAGCCCUGUUUUCUAUGCUAACUAACCCUGCAACAGAUGUCAACUCCAUACUGUCUGUGAACGACGAUACUUUACUGGUAAAUUGGUCGUUUAAAGAUGAAGCGUACGAUGUUUUACCAACAGUAAAUGUAUGUUUAGCCGCAUACACCACGGCCCAAGCCCGCCUGAAAUUAUAUAGCUACCUGGAAAAAGUUGGUGAUAAUGCUAUUUACACGGACACGGAUAGCGUUAUUUACCUAUCGAAGACCGGGCAAGAAGAUAUUCGGCUUGGAAAUUUCCUUGGUGAAAUGACUGACGAGCUGGAGGGGUAUGGCGAGGGCAGCUACAUUGAUGAGUUUGUAUCGGGAGGACCUAAGAAUUACACAUAUAAGGUAUAUUCUCCUAAGACCGGGGAAUAUUCCAUAACGUGCAAGGUUAAAGGUCUCUCCCUAAACUACAACGCCUCUCAAACCGUGAAUUUUGAAACCAUAAAAUCCAUGGUUUUAACAGAAGAAGAGCCCGAACCUGUACCAAUAAUCUACAAACAGAUACGGAGAACCGGGGAUCACAAAGUUAUGACUACACAACUGACUAAACUAUACAGACCGUUGUCGACCAAACGGAAAUUCGACGAGCAAGGUGGUUCAUUACCGUUCGGGUUUAAAAAAGCUAGACACUGA